CCCUCAUCUGCCUUCCCCGUUACUUUCUCCCUCUGUUGCCUCAACCCCUUUUGAAGCUCCUUUUUCCCAGUCAUCCACUGGGACAGCCCUUCCUUUGGGAGCUAUCCCUCCCCCUGCUGACACCCCAACUUUCCUACCAAACCUAAUGGGGCCUCCCAUCUCCCCAGCUGCCUUAGCUCUGGCCUCUCCCAUGAUAACUAUGAAAGGUGCUCAUUCCUCUUCAGCUCCCUUGUCUCUGGUGGCCCUGGCUCCCCACUCAGUUCAGAAGAGCUCUGGCUAUCCACCUAACCCUUUUAGUUCACCUCCUUCGGUUGCAAUGGCUGAAUUGGGAUCAGUGACAUCUCCGUCAACUCCCAUUGCUUCCACAAAACCAGAGACCUCUCCCAUUCAGACUUCCUCUCAAGUAGUCCCUAAUCCAAAAGAUAUCCCCAUCCCUCCAGGUAUAGUCAGUACUAUUCCUUCCCAUCUUGUAACUCCUUUGGCCUCUGUUCAAUCUGGAAUAGCCUCAUGUCCUCAGAUGCCACCUGCCACUCCCCUGGACAUCCCUUCCCCUCAGGUCAAAGGUAUCCCUGUUUCCUCAGCUCUGACUUCUCCACAAAAUCCAAUAAGUCUCAGCCUGAAGGGACCCAUUAGUCCACCUGCUGCCUUAUCUCUUUCAGCUCAGUCUGUGGCCCCUGAUGUCCCCCCAGUUUUCCUCAGUUCUCUGGGCUCUCACCCUGCACCUUUUCAUCAGAGUUCUCUUGGUUCUCCAGUCCCACCUUCAGGUCAAACAGUCUCUAAUGUUCUGUCAGAUCCUAUAGAAGAUACUGUUUCUGUAGAUCACUCUUCUACAGGUGCCUCUUGCCCUUCUCAGAGAUCUGUGAUUCCUCCCCUUCCUUCCGGAAAUGAGAUGGUUCCUGCUGGUGAGGUGGUUCCAGUGGGGGUUCCAACUUCCCCUUUGGCUCUGACUGUUGACAGAGGCCCCUCUACCAUCACUGGCAUAGCCUCCUGCAGCCCUUCUGGCUCCUCAAAUGUAGCUACCUCUUCUCCCUCAUCUCCUACAGCCUCUCUCAUUCUCAAAGACUCUCCUAAUGCUACGCAUCAGCCUUUGGUGGCCCAAACUCCUGCUGCUUCUCCGGGGAGCCUAGACUUGAAGAAAGCUCCUGUUUCUUCUGUUGGAACCACUCCACUUGUGAUGACUAGCCCCUCUACAAUUUCUGCAGCACCUGUUACCUUUGAGGUAGCCACUUGUGUCUCUCCUCCAAUUUCAUCAGGUCCCAUAAGAAGUAAGGAUUCAUCUUAUACUGCCAUGGUUGUGGCUCCCAAAGAGCUUCCUGUUUCUCAAGUAACCGCCACUCUGGGGAUACCAGUCUCUCCACCUGUGCCAGCUCCCACUGAGGACCCCAGAUGUCUCCCUGUUUCAGGAUUAGUAAAGUUCCCAACACAAGGUCUCCAAACUGCACCUGCCUCUGCUAUGGGAGUUUCAUCAGCCCUCGUAGCCCCUAAAAAUCCCCCCUGUCUCCAAAGUACAUCAUCUUCUCUGGAGAUAGCUCUUUCUCCUGAAGCCACCUUAGCAAAGAAAAGCUAUGUAGAGCCUCUCCCCGUAGUUAAGCCGGGCAGUGCUACUCCCUCUCCUCUGGGUGUUAACUCCCCAACUUCUACAAUGAAGACAGAUUCUUAUGCAAACCCAGACCCCAUUAGUCUGCUUUUCAAAAGUUCUCUCACUACCACAACUGAAGCUGCAUUUCCUUUGGAAAGUGCUACCAUUGAUGGGAUGGCUCCUACAACUGUCAAAGGAACCUCCACUCUUACAACUACAGCCAGCCCUCUUACAGAAGGCACUGUCUCUUUAGCUUCUAAAAGCCACCCAACCAAAAAGGGUAUUUCCACUCUUACUACUUUACCUUUGAUCCCUCCAGCCUCUGAAAGUUGUCCUGUGGCUCCAGCUGUAACUUUAUCUCCCCAGAAUCUUUCUCCUUCUCCAGCUACUGUGGCACACGCCCCUGAAACUCCCGCAUCUGAGUCCUUUCCCUCUCUUCCUCCAGCUGGUACUCGUCAAGGUGCAAAGAAAGUUCAUGGUAUUUCUCAAACCUUACCAUUGGCACCUAUGACAUCCUUUCCUGAAGGGUGCCCAGCUGAGGACUCUGGUGCUUCUGUUACUGCAUCUUCCAAAGGAACUUUCCUAGCUGACUCCCCAUCUCCUUUAGGGACUAGUGUGUCUCCUCAGUCUAAAAGACCUCCAACCAAGAAGGAUUCAGCUUCUACUACUACUACCUUAAGUCUUGCUCCUUCUGUUUCUAAAAGUGUACCUGCUAUCCCUGAUACUUCUGUUGGAAAUCUGUCAUCCCUUAUUUCUCCAGUUGAAGCAUCCUCUCUUCCAGAGGCCAGUCUUUCUUUUCAUGUCCCUAAAGGAUCACUAGCCAAGAAGCAUUCCCCUACUCCACCAUCCCCCGAAGAGUCUCCCAUUCCCCCACCUGUGGCUCCUCCUUCUCCCAAAGGAGGACCAGCAACCCUAUCCCCUAAAGAGACCCUCACUCCUCUAGCUAUGGCUCCUUCCCUCAAAGAAGCCCCAGCAACUCUGACCCUCAAGGAGUCUCCCACUACUCCAUCUCCCAAAGGGGCCCAUGCUUCCCCCAAAAGGAGCCCAGCAACUGCAUCUCCCAAAGAGGUUCCCAUUCCCUCAGCUGUGGAUCCUCCCUCUACCAAAAUGGGGCCAGCAACCCCUUCCCCUAAAGAGACCCAUGCUCCUCCAGCUAUGACCCCUUCCUCCCCAAAAGGGAAGCCAGCAAUUCCAUCUCCCAAAGAGGCCCCCACUCCCUCAGUUGUGGCUCCUCCUCCACCUAAAGGAGGGCCAGCAAUCCCAUCCCCUAAAGAGACCCCUGCUCCAGCUGUGACUCCUUCCUCCCCAAAAGGAGUCCCUACUCCCCACAAAAGGGGCACAGCAGCCCCAUCUCCCAAAAGAGCCCCACCUCCAAAGGGUGACCUCAUUCCCCCAGCUGUGGCGCCUUCCCCCAAAGGGGACUCAGCAGCUCCAUCUCCCAAAGAGGCCCCCGCUCCCUCAGUUGUGGCUCCUCCUCCCCCCAAAGGGAAGCCAGCAACUCCAUCCUCUAAAGAGACCCCUGCUCCUCCAGCUGUGACUCCUUCCUCCCCCAAAGGAGCCCCAGCAACUCCAUCCCCCAAGGGAGCCCCAGCUACCCCACCCCCCAAAGGGGCCCCAGCAGCCCCAUCUCCCAAAAGAGCCUCACCUCCAAAGGGGGACCUUACUCCCUCAGCUGUGGCUUCUUCCCCCAAAGGGGACCCAGCAACUCCAUCUCCCAAAGAGGCCUCCGCUCUCUCAGUUGUGGCUCCUCCUCCCCCCAAAGGAGAGCCAACAACUCCAUCCCCUAAAGAGACCCCUGCUCCUCUGGCUGUGAAUCCUCCAUCCCCCAAGGGAUCCCCAGCUACCCCACCUCCCAAAGGAGCCCCUGCUACCCGCAAAGGGGCCCCAGCAGCCCCAUCUCCCAAAAGACCCCCACCUCCAAAGGGGGACCUUACUCCCCCAGCUGUGGCUCCUUCCCCCAAAGGGGCCCCAGCAGCCCCAUCUCCCAAAGGAGCCCCUGCUACUCCCAAAGGGGCCCCAGCAGCCCCAUCUCCCAAGAGAGCCUCACCUCCAAAGGGGGACCUUACUCCCCCAGCUGUGGCUUCUUCCCCCAGAGGGGACCCAGGAACUCUAUCUCCCAAAGAUGCCCCCACUCCCUCAGUUGUGGUGGCUCCUCUCCCCAAAGAGGGGCCAGCAACCCCAUCCCCUAAAGAGACCCCUGCUCCUCCAGCUGUGACUCCUUCCUCCCCCAAAGGAGCCCCAGCAACUCCAUCCCCCAAGGGAACCCCAGCUACCCCACCUCCCAAAGGGGCCCCAGCAGCCCCAUCUCCCAAAAGAGCCUCACCUCCAAAGAGGGACCUUACUCCCCCAGCUGUGGCUCCUUCCCCCAAAGGCGACCCAGCAACUCUAUCUCCCAAAGAGGCCUCCACUCUCUCAGUUGUGGCUCCUCCUCCCCCCAAAGGAGAGCCAACAACUCCAUCCCCUAAAGAGACCCCUGCUCCUCUGGCUGUGAAUCCUCCAUCCCCCAAGGGAUCCCCAGCUACCCCACCUCCCAAAGGAGCCCCUGCUACCCGCAAAGGGGCCCCAGCAGCCCCAUCUCCCAAAACAGCCUCACCUCCAAAGGGGGACCUUACUCCCCCAGCUGUGGCUCCUCCCUCCCCCAGAGGGGGCCCAGCAACUCGACCAUCUGUGGCUCCACCUUCCCCCAAAAGAGCCUCUUCAGUCCCCAAAGAGUCUCCAGCAACUCCAGGCCCCAAAGGGGCCCCCACUGCAUCAGCCAUGAUUUCUCCCUCCCCUAAAGAGUCUCCGGCCCCCAAAGAAGCCUCAGCAACUUCAUCCCCCAAAAGAGCCCCAGCUACCCCAUCCUCCAAAGGGGCCCCUGUUUCCCCAGCUGUGAUUCCUCCCUCCCCCAAGGAAGCCCCUACCUCCCCAGUUCCUGUCACAUGUCCCUUGGGGUCCACUGCCCCUCAGGCAUCUAAAGAGCUCCCAGUAAAGAAAGGCCUCACAGCUCCCAAAGUUCCACCAGCCAAGAAGAGUUCUGCUGUUUCACCUCUUGCAUGCCCAGAUCCCUCAGUUCAGAAUGGUACUAAGGGACCCCCUUCUACAGUGGCUCCAGUCCCUCUCCUAACAGUCUCCACUCAGAAAGUUUCUGCUCCAAAGACUCCAAAACCCCUCCCUAUUUCUCCCUUAAAAGGCAAAGAUUCUUUUCAUUCCCCAAAGGGCCCCUUGGCUUCUGAGUCUGAGACAUUUACCCUUUCAGCAACAGAUGCCUCUGAGAAGGUCCUUCCUAAAGCUGGAUCAGCAUCUGUCUCUCCAGCACCUACUCCAUCAGUCUCUCUGCCUGUUGCUCCCUCCCCAGUUCCCCCUCUGCUUCCUAAACAGCAGUUUCUGCCGUCCUCACCCGGGCUGGUGCUGGAAUCACCCCAUAAGCUCUCAGCCCCUGCUGAUGAGGAUGAGCUGCCGCCUCUGAUUCCCCCGGAACCAAUCUCAGGGCGAGUGCCUUUCCAGCCGGUCCUCGUCAACAUGCCCACCCCCAAACCUGCUGGGAUCCCUGCCCCAACCCCCUCUGCCAAGCAACCUGUUCUGAAGAACAAUAAGGGUAUUUGCCUUGGUUUGCCGUGUGCAUGGUGUGUUGCCCACAACCCUCCUGGGGGCCACCCACCAAUACUAACAGUAGGAUGCGCCGCUUUUUCUGGUAUAUCUGCUUGUGUUUGGACAUAGAACAUAGAAUGGUGAAUUUAAACGCAAAAGCUCUAGGAAUGUGAAACAGAAUCUUGGUUUUCACCUCAGAUAGUCGAUUGUAUAUCCUCUUGUGUAAUGUGGUCCAGACUAACCCUGGGUUUGCUGUCGUUUUUACCUAACUGAUCUGAUGUUGAAAACCAAGACCUACUAGACCUUUAAUUUGCUCUAAUCUCUGUCACAUCACUAACCUUGUCCCUGGGCCUGGGAUUUGCUUAUCUAUUAGGAAAUCUGGAACUAUCUGAAUUUUUCACUUCUUAGACUUAGUAAUAACCAGUGCCCAGGGACUCCCUUUUCUUAAAAGACCUAUUUUUCCUAACCUGAGAAUGGUACAGGUGUUUGCUUUUUCCUUCAGUAGUCUGUUGAUGCUUGGCCUUUCAAUUGAGGGAAACUUAAAAUAUGUGAAUUAUGUUUGGAAGAAAUGGGAGAGGUCACAGGGCAGUACCUAGCAGAAGUGACUAUUAGAACUAUAGAUUGGCAUCAUUGAGUAAAACCUUCAACCUAUGUUAGACCAAACUGCUGGGGUAAAUGGUUUGAAAAUAAGGCUAAAUGUGUGUACACAACUGCUUCUGGCCUCACCCAACCCACUUUAAAGGAUGAAGGGAAAGUGUAUCCUCCCCCAACCCCAGUCUUCCUCCACAAUGUGAUCUUACUGUUUUUUUCCCUUAAAUAGUAUUUCUGGAGGCACCUUGUCUGCCAGAACCUUUCUGGGAUGAUUGGGCUGUUGGGUAGAAUUUGGGAUUAUAUACAUCCUUGGUAUUUGCCUGUGCCAAGAAGUGAAGACCUUGAGGGAAAGGAAGCAGUUACAGUAUACUAACUGCUCAGCUGUAUCUAUUAAUUCAUUACUUCUCAGGUCUGGGGCUGGGUCUUUAAUGGAUGUGUACACACUAGUUUGUGACUAAAUUGGGGGCUGUCAGACUGGCUUCAUACAAGUCAGUUGGUUUACAUUUAAUUUUGUGAGGUCUAGCUUAAGCUAUUGACCUCUAGUCUGAGCAGGCCAUGGUGAGGUGCCUCUUGCUUGUAAUCUCUACUCUAAAAUAGUAAAAGUUAUUUGUCA
Camelus dromedarius (Arabian camel) is the source of this 6353-nucleotide messenger RNA. RefSeq names its product nascent polypeptide-associated complex subunit alpha, muscle-specific form-like. The record is from RefSeq and is a predicted model, not a curated record. Gene Ontology annotation, biological process: protein targeting to membrane. Lineage: Eukaryota; Metazoa; Chordata; Mammalia; Artiodactyla; Camelidae. Gene Ontology annotation, cellular component: nascent polypeptide-associated complex; cytoplasm. The transcript has a single exon. Bases 146 to 5278 code for a protein of 1710 amino acids.